Messenger RNA from Lactuca virosa, 3204 nucleotides. The record is from the annotation of a GenBank genome assembly. Lineage: Eukaryota; Viridiplantae; Streptophyta; Magnoliopsida; Asterales; Asteraceae.
AUUAAUUUUGCAUAGUCAGUUCAAAAAAGGGGCAUGCGAAAACAGAGAAACGGUGUAUGUUUUCGUAUGGUUAGGGCAUAAAUUCACACACGCACUCGACAGCCGCUCAUCGUCAGUUCCGUCUCCUUCUCUCUGCUUACGGACCUGCGUACAUCUCUUGUUCGUCAUCGUAGUCUGCUCGUACUACUGCGCCGAGUUUAAGAUACAAUCAAUCACCUAUUUACAAUGGGAGAUAGUGAAACAGUUGUUGCUCAAUCAUCAGCUAUCCAGGAGCAUCCAUCAACUACAGUUAAUGGAGAUUUGGCUGCUUCUACAGGUACCGAUACCAUGGAUGUAGACAAUGCCAUUCGUCACGAGGAUGAUCGAGGUUCUGCUGGAAGAUCAAAGGUUACAGAUGUCAAUUUCAGCAAUGAGGCUCCAUCUUCAACUAUACAAGAUGUUGGUGAGAAUCCUGCAAGUAUUGCCAACACAUCUGUAGAUUCAUCUCAUGUUACUGCUUACCAUUCUUCCGUGAAUGGAAAUGACACCAGUGAUGCAAAAACUUUGGGUAUAAGUGAAAAUGGUGUUGGUUCAUAUGAUGAGCAUAAUUCUGCAUCUGCAAAUCAACCACAUGAUGGUGCCCCUGCCAUUGCUGCGUUGUCUCCUGAAGAAGAACGUUUGUGGAGCAUAGUAAAUACCAAUUCAUUGGACUUCACUGCCUGGACUGCUCUUAUAGAAGAGACUGAAAAAACAGCUGAGGAUAACAUUUUGAAGAUUCGAAAAGUUUAUGAUACCUUUUUAGCCGAAUUUCCCUUGUGUUAUGGUUAUUGGAAGAAGUAUGCUGAUCAUGAGGCACGCCUCGGAUUUUUGGACAAAGUUGUUGAGGUUUAUGAACGAGCAGUUCAUGGGGUAACAUAUUCUGUAGAUAUGUGGUUGCACUAUUGUGUUUUUGCCAUUCACACUUAUGGAGAUCCCGACACAGUACGGAGGCUGUUUGAACGGGGACUAGCUUAUGUUGGAACUGAUUACCUGUCUUUUCCUUUAUGGGAUAAAUACAUUGAAUAUGAGUAUCAACAGCAGCAGUGGUUCAAUCUUGCAAUGAUAUACACACGGAUAUUGGAGCAUCCUAAUCAGCAAUUGGACCGCUAUUAUAACAGCUUGAGGGAAUUAAUAGCAAGUCGCCCUUUAUCUGAACUGAAAACCCCUGAGGAAGUUGCAGCUGCAACAAAUUCUAAAGAGGAAGCAACGAUUGAAGAAAGUGAAGGGGAAGUUCAUCCAGAUACAGUGGAGAAAGAGAAACCUUAUAAACCAGUAAGUGAAGAAGCUGAAGAGGUGGAGUCUUAUAUCGGCAUUAGAGAAGAGCUGUACAAGAAGGCUAAAGAAUUUGAUUCUAAGAUUAUUGAUUUUGAGACUGCUAUCAGAAGACCCUACUUUCAUGUCCGACCACUUAAUGUGACAGAGCUGGAAAACUGGCAUAAUUAUCUUGAUUUUAUGGAAGGAGGAGAUGACUUCAAUAAGCGUUAAGUAAUAUCUCUCUGGCUAAACUCGUUGGAUGAAGCAUCUUUUUAAACUCUACGGAUAUUGAAAGCAUGGAUGGGUCUCCUCCCAUUUGGUUGCUAAUGCUAUAAGGCUAAGUACUUUCUUUCAAAUCCUAAAUUUUGUGAGUCGAGAUUCUGGGUUGUUCAUCAUGGAAUAAACUAUAAAACCAUUUGUUAAAAGUUGCAAUGUUAUGUAUGCAGGUGUGUUGUUACUUAAUCAUUCAUGUCAUGGGUCCCUCGUUUCAUUUUUGAGGGGCCUCCCUGUUCUGUUCUGUUCUGCCAUCGGAGUUUUCAAGUUAUAUGAAAGAUGUCUUAUCGCGUGUGCAAAUUAUCCUGAGUUUUGGAUACGAUACGUUUUGUGUAUGGAAGCCAGUGGGAGUAUGGAUCUUGCUGAAAAUGCACUUGCUCGUGCCACACAGGUGUUUGUAAAGAGGCAACCAGAGAUUCACCUAUUUGCUGCCCGAUAUAGAGAACAUGGUGGGGAUAUUGCGGGUGCUCAUGCAUCUUAUAACCUUGUGCAUACUGAACUUUCUCCUGGUCUUCUAGAAGCAAUUAUCAAGCAUGCCAACAUGGAACAUCGUCUGGGGAAUCCGGAAGAAGCUUGUUCUUUGUAUGAGCAGACAAUUGCAAUUGAGAAAGGAAAAGAACAUUCACAGACCUUGCCACUUUUGCUCGCACAAUAUUCUCGAUUUAUGUACUUGGUUUUGGGAAGGGUGGAAAAAGCAAGGGAGAUUCUAGAUGAAGCCCUUGAGAGCAAUCAGAUUUCGAAACCACUUUUAGAGGGUUUGAUUCACAUGGAGUCGAUUCAAUCACUUCCAAAACAAAUCAACCGCCUAGACUCACUGGUGGAGAAGUUCAUAGCUCCAGGUCCUGAUAAUCCAAAUCCUGCAAGUUAUAUCGAAAGAGAAGAGUUAUCCAGCAUUUUCUUGGAGUUUCUAGAUCUGUUUGGGGACACACAAACCAUAAAAAAGGCGGACAAUAGACACAGCAAGCUUUUUGUACAUCAUAAAAGUGCCACAGAGUCGAAGAAGCGACACAUGGAGGGAUAUUUAGUGUCAGAAAGAGCAAAACUUGCAAAAACGGGUGCUGGUUCACCUGGCACACACAACCAGUGGCCUGCAGGUUAUGGUGUCCAGCCUCAGGCUUGGCCACAAGCUCAAGGACAACAAUGGCCUGCAACAUAUACUCAACAGGCUGCUGCUUAUGGCACAUACAAUGCCUAUGGAAGCGGCUAUGCACAACCCCAACCACAAGCCCCAGCUCCUACAUCUGUACCACAAGCUGCUGCUUAUGCUACUUAUCCCGCUUCAUACCCCGUCCAGCAGGCUGUCCCACAGCAACCAACUGCUGCUGCACCUCAGUCAUACUACGGGACCCCCUACUAUUGAUAUUGACCCAGCAAGACUGUAUUUCUAUCAUAAAAGCAAUGGCAUUUUGGUCCAUUGUUAUCUUGUCUGUAAAAUCAACCUAAGAGAUUAGUAUUUUCUUCAAUAGGUGGGCCUCAGAGUAAUCCUUGAGUUUGAGUUUAAGGAAGGUAGAUGAUUGUUUAGCAGAUAAUCGCGUAGUAGGGGUAUAGUUGGUAUGUUAUUUGAUUAUGUAAUGUCUUUUUUUUUAUUGAUAAACGUUUUCCAUGAUCUAUACCCAAAUUUGCUUUCUUCGUUAUUCUAUGCCAUUUUCAGCUUUCAUU